AUGUCGUCCACCGCCAUGGCAAAGAAGAACAAGGGGAAGAAAGCAGCCGACCCUAACGAGACCUCCAAACUGCUGGCCGCUAAGAUCUCUCAGUUGGAGCAAGAUGCUGCCGGCGAGAAAGACCAAGAGGCCGAAAUUGAGCGCGAGGUUAAAAAGGCAACCCGUGAUCUCAAUCAGCUUCUGAGCAACAUCGAAUCCCCCAUGACUAGGCUCGAAACCGUCCAUAAGAAGUACACCGAACUGUUGGCGGACAUGAAGAAGUUGGAUCGCGAUUAUACCAAGAGCAAGAAGCGUGCCGAUCAGCUUCAGAAGGAGCAGGACAAGGGAAAGUCCGACCUCAGCAAGACUAUUACAAUGAAGGACAAACUGGAAAAGUUGUGCCGAGAGCUUACGAAGGAGAACAAGAAGGUUAAGGAUGAGAAUAAGAAGCUGGAGGACACAGAGAAGAAAGCGCGCCUGAUUGUCAACGAACGGCUUGACUCGCUUCUGUAUGACAUUCAAGAUGUCAUGGCUGCCAAAGGAAAUCCUCGUAGCGAGAAGGUGGAUCUCGACUUGGAUGAAGCGCUUCGUGCCAAGCUUAAGACCAUCAGCGAGCAGUUCGACACCCGCGAUCUGCAUUACAGGGGGCUCCUCCGUGGCAAGGAUUCCGAGAUCCAGAGUCUCGCUUCGAAGUUCGAGGACCAACGCCGUGCUAGUGAGGUCGAGGCCAACCGCUCCCGUGCUUUGACUUCCCAGGUUUCUACAUUUUCCCAUACCGAGGCCGAGUUACGCAGCCAACUCAACAUCUACGUCGAAAAGUUCAAACAGGUCGAGGAUACCCUCAACAACAGCAACGAUCUCUUCCUCACAUUCCGCAAAGAAAUGGAAGAGAUGUCCAAGAAGACUAAACGCCUGGAAAAGGAAAAUCAUACCCUCAACCGGAAGCACGAGCAGACCAAUAGGAACAUUCUGGAAAUGGCCGAAGAGCGAACUCGGAACCACGAAGAGCUUGAGCGCUGGCGCCGGAAGUGCCACCAUCUCGAAGCCCUUUGCCGGCGCAUGCAAGCUCAGGGCCGAGGCGAAGGUCUUGCCCUGGCCGAGGGUGACGAUCAUCUCGAGGGCGAUGACGAAGGCACCGAAAGCGAGUACGACGACGAUUACGAAGAUGAGGAAGAUAUCAGUGACGAGGAGGACCUUGAGCCGCCUGCGAGCCGGAUCGACGAGCCUUCAGAGAGGCCCGUCUUUGGGCCUACUCCGCCUCCCAAUCUCUUGGAGGCUCGUGCAAAUGGCAAUGCUGCGGGUGUUAAUGGCUUGGUUUUUUAG
Penicillium bovifimosum is the source of this 1302-nucleotide messenger RNA. RefSeq names its product taxilin. The record is from RefSeq and is a predicted model, not a curated record. Gene Ontology annotation, molecular function: syntaxin binding. Bases 1 to 1302 code for a protein of 433 amino acids. NCBI's taxonomy places the organism in Eukaryota, Fungi, Ascomycota, Eurotiomycetes, Eurotiales, Aspergillaceae. The transcript is spliced from 5 exons.